Messenger RNA from Mytilinidion resinicola, 2656 nucleotides. RefSeq lists its product as uncharacterized. NCBI's taxonomy places the organism in Eukaryota, Fungi, Ascomycota, Dothideomycetes, Mytilinidiales, Mytilinidiaceae. Gene Ontology annotation, biological process: intracellular glucose homeostasis; glycolytic process; glucose 6-phosphate metabolic process. Gene Ontology annotation, molecular function: D-glucose binding; fructokinase activity; ATP binding. Bases 1 to 2190 code for a protein of 729 amino acids. Gene Ontology annotation, cellular component: mitochondrion; cytosol. The record is from RefSeq and is a predicted model, not a curated record. The transcript has 4 exons.
AUGGUGCGGGACACGAAGGCACAUAUUGAGGUCGCUGGCAUCGUGGUUGUUGUUCUAGCAGCACCGCGCUCAGACGCUCGCCUCCACGACGAUCAGCAACGUCCAUCCAUCGCAAGGCCGCAUCUUUCGACCCCGCUAUUCGACCCCGCCAGAGCGUAUGGCAAUUGGGCUCGAGUCGCAGCCCACAACGAUAUCACCCUGAGCGCCAACGUCACGGGCAGCUGGCGGGCCUGCUCGCGGGAGUCUAGCCUGGCUGGUCCUGAAUCUCGAACUCCUUCCUCUUCAGCCUCGCCUUCCGCUCGCUCCCGUCCCGCCCGCAUCGUGAGGCCCCGCGAUUCACCCGCUGCCCAUCAUCUGCUCAGCGCCGCUCUUCUUCUACUUGUACUCGGCGUCCAGCUGUUCGCACCACGUCUGCCGUACGAGGUCUUGUCGUUCUUCGCCGCAUCUCCCCAAAAGCAAUUCUGGCCUGCAACCCCGCCGCGUGCGACGUCACCUGCAUUAUCCUCCGCCCACAUCCCGUCGAGUCCACCUGUCUGCGCAAGAGUUGAGCAGCAAUUGCAGUUUUCUGGCACCUUCUAUACCAAUACCGAACGCAGCAUGGCUCUAGAAGAGCAGGCGCAGCGGGUGGCCGCCGAGUUUGAGUUCCCCGCCGAGGGGGUGCGAGCGGCGGUCAAGGAGUUCAUACGGGAAAUGGGCGAGGGCUUGCAGAAAGAUGGCACAGAAUUAAGCCAGAUCCCUACAUAUGUCACAGCAGUGCCCAAUGGCACAGAAAAGGGUCUAUACAUGGCAGUGGAUCUGGGAGGCACAAAUUUCCGCGUCUGCUCUAUCCAAUUGCACGGCAACACUACCUUUUCUCUCACCCAAAGCAAAGUGGCCAUUCCUCGUGAGCUGAUGGUAGCCCAAACCUCCAAAGAGCUCUUCUCCUUCCUCGCCAAACAGAUUGAGAUAUUCCUGAAGGCACACCACAAGGAUCACUAUGCUGGCACUCUCCGGCGUAGGGCAACGGUUUCAAAUGCCGGGGGGUUCAGAGAAGAGGAGAUUUUCAACCUGGGGUUCACGUUCAGCUUUCCUGUGCACCAGAUUGGGAUCAACAAGGGACUCUUGAUGCGCUGGACAAAAGGAUUCGACAUUCAAGACGCAGUGGGCAAGGACGUCUGCGCCCUGCUACAGGCUGAGAUAGAUGAGCUGCAUCUUCCAGUGCGAGUGGCUGCCUUAGUCAACGACACUGUUGGGACACUGAUGGCCCGGUCAUACACCUCUCCUGGCAAGACUGGCACUUUACUCGGCGCCAUCUUCGGCACAGGAACCAACGGCGCCUAUGUGGAAAAGCUCUCCAAAGUCAGCAAGCUCCUAAACAACAAAGACGCCGGCGAAUUCGACAAGUCAACCGGCGAGAUGAUCGUGAACACGGAAUGGGGCUCCUUCGACAACUCCCUCCGCACGCUCCCCAACACGCCCUACGACGCAGCCCUCGACAAAGCCUCGGUGAACCCGGGCAUCCAGAUGUUCGAGAAGCGCGUCUCGGGCAUGUUCCUCGGCGAGAUCCUGCGCCUCGCCCUCAUCGGCCUCCUCAACGACCCCAGCAUCACCCUCUUCCGCGACGACAACUCGGCCACCAACGACGUGCACUCGACGACGCAGAUCGCCGAGUCGUCGCCCCUCUGGACGCAGUGGGGCAUCGACACCAGCUUCCUGAGCAUCUGCGCCGGCGACAGCAGCGCGGGCCUCCGCAUCACGCGCCAGACGCUGGAUAAGGACUACGGCAUCAACGCCGUGUCGGCCGAGGACGCAGAGGCCGUCAAGCUCAUCGCCAACGCCGUCGGGAAGCGCGCUGCGCGCCUGGCGGCUGUCGCCAUUGCCGCGAUUGUGAUCGAGACCGGCCGGUUGGGCACUUCUACUUCCUCUGGCACUAACACGACCGAGGCGAAGGAGAACUUGGAGCCGGCGCGCGGCACGGUCGACGAGGUGGCGGAGGAGGAUGUUAUUGAUGUUGGCGUUGAUGGGAGCUUGGUUGAGUUUUAUCCCGAGUUUGAGAGUUUUAUCCGUGAGGCGCUACGGGAGGUGCCCGAGAUUGGGGUCGAGGGGGAGAAGAGGGUGCGGAUUGGGAUUGCGAAGGAUGGGAGUGGGGUGGGUGCGGCGUUGAUUGCGCUGGUGGCGGGGAGUGUGGAGAAGUCGGAGAAGUUGGGGUAGUAUGAGACGGUUUAGGGGGUUGGUGCUGAUCUUGAUGUUGAUGUUGAGGCUGCUGUUGCUGUUUGAUAUAUGUGCUAGAAAGGGGGGAAAGAGGAGGGGGAAGAGGAGGGGGAAGAGGUUUCUGAAACUUCUUGUGCAUUCUGUGGGAUCAUGGUAUUCUCAUUCUGGAACAUAAUUGAUUUUGGAACUGUUGCAUUCCAUUCUUCAAAACUUCAAUUUUCUCUAGAGUGAAAUUUUUUUUUGUGUACUACCUUGAAUUUUGAUCAUUCGGGUUCUUUUCAGGGGUAGGAUUUGUGUACACUGGUUUGCCGCUGUCUGAUGUCCUUCGAUGCAUUCUGAGGAAUCAUGAUCUAGCCUUUUCGAACAGUCCGUAAGAUCGUCGAACUCAUCCUCAUAGCUCACAGCUCAUACACUCACCCUCAAAAAGCCGGGUAUAUUUCCUACUCCCCUCCCCAACCCCCUCCCA